Phytomonas sp. EM1 is the source of this 789-nucleotide messenger RNA. The record is from the annotation of a GenBank genome assembly. NCBI's taxonomy places the organism in Eukaryota, Euglenozoa, Kinetoplastea, Trypanosomatida, Trypanosomatidae.
AUGGCGUGCUCAUGCAGUGCACUGCGCUUGGCAUCAUUAUCACAGCAGGGAGGGAUGGGUUUCGGCUCGGAACGCCACGCGCAGGAGUUUUUUCAUCGUUUGGUGGUCAAAUUCUGGUCUCCCUUUAAUCAGGGAAGAAAAGGCUUCAGUUUAUCGGUGUACAACUUUAAGGAAAACCUGGACAACAUCGUUUUACCCAACCAUUUCACAGUACAGCUGAAUGGCGUGGUGGGGGGUCGUGGACUUCUGGAAGAUUUCUUUACCGUGCUUUUAUGCGGUUUCGACAUCGAGAAUGUGGUGGUGAAAGCCCCUUGUGGGGUAUCUCCAUCUGGUGCUUUUGUGGCCGAUCAUUUUACCUUAUGUGGGGACUAUACCAUCUCCCACGUGCGCUCCUUCUUAGGAUGGAAGCCAAGCACUCAUGGGAAUGCUCUUCUUCCAUCGGAGACGGUUUUGGCAUCGGCGUUGUUUCCGGAGCAGCCUCAGUUGCAGGACCUUAGUACCGCGCAGGAUCACCUCCAGCUCAAAAUUCCCUUCAGAGUCUAUGUUGAGGGAUCAUUAACGCAUCCUCGGCUUUGCCACAUGGUUCUGCGCACGCCGGUGUUUGAUACGCUCGCGGGGUUGCCCACUAGGUGGGGGUGCCCGGAGGAAGUGAAGCAGAUCCUGCGCGAUCCUGAGGCUCUUAAGAUGCUCGCGACGCUACGUCAAGCCAAUGUCUGCGCGAAGAUGAUAUCCGCGAAGACGCUUCUGCGGGCUCGAAACCCGGCGGAGGGGUGUGUGGAUACCUCUUGA